Messenger RNA from Sarcophilus harrisii (Tasmanian devil), 1410 nucleotides. Its product is annotated as carboxypeptidase A4-like. The record is from RefSeq and is a predicted model, not a curated record. The transcript has 11 exons. Bases 1 to 1242 code for a protein of 413 amino acids. Gene Ontology annotation, biological process: proteolysis. Gene Ontology annotation, molecular function: zinc ion binding; metallocarboxypeptidase activity. NCBI's taxonomy places the organism in Eukaryota, Metazoa, Chordata, Mammalia, Dasyuromorphia, Dasyuridae.
AUGAGGUGGAUACUGCUCUUUGGGGCCCUUAUUGGGUCUAUCUAUGGCAAGAAAAAUUUUAAUGGGCACCAGGUUUUUCAAAUUAAAGUCCGGGAUGGAAAUCAGAUUGAAAAAUUAAAAGAGCUGAGCAACAUGCAGAACUCCAUGUUCCCCCCUGAGCAUCCUGUAAAUGUUGUGGUUCCACCAGCCAGUCUGGAACUUGUCAAAUCCUUUCUGGAAUCCCAUGGCUUAGAGUACUCAGUCUCCAUUAAAGACCUGCAAGCUCUCUUCGAUAAACAAAUUAAAGAAAUGAAAUUCAAUAGAAGAAAAGCAAAGCGUGAUACUAACUUCAACUAUGGGGAUUAUCACAGCUUGACCGAGCUUUAUCGUGAGAUGGCCAACAUUGCUUCUGAAUACCCCAGGGUAGCGAAACGGCUGAAGAUUGGUAAUUCUUUUGAAAAACGACCAUUGUAUGUACUGAAGUUCAGCACUGGGAAAAACAAGAGACCCGCUAUUUGGCUAAAUCAUGGAAUUCAUGCCCGGGAAUGGAUCACCCAGGCAACAGGAAUAUGGAUAGCCAGAAAGAUUGCCUCUGACUUUUCUAAGAAUAAGCCAACCAUUACCUCCAUCCUGAAUAAAAUGGAUAUCUUCCUAAUGCCAGUGGCCAAUCCUGAUGGAUAUGUUUAUUCUCGAACCAAAAAUCGCUCCUGGAGGAAGAACAGAUCCCAUAAGCGUUUUAAGAAAUGUGUAGGAGUUGACCUAAAUAGGAACUGGGAUGUAGCCUUCUCAAAAGGGACAACCAGUGACGAUCCUUGUUCUGAAAAAUACCAUGGGCCCAACCCUCAUUCAGAGGUAGAAGUGCAAUCCGUGGCAAAUUUCAUUCUAAACCAUGGGAAUUUCAAAAGCUUCAUUGAUAUCCACAGCUUCUCACAGCUUCUGAUGUAUCCUUAUGGUUACAUUAACAGCAUGUGCCCUGACUGUGAUGAACUGGACAAGCUUGGAAGAGAUGCAGCAAGAGCCCUAUACUCCUUGUUUCGCACUGAGUAUGAAGUGGGAUCUAUCUACAAAACUGCGUACAUUGUCAGUGGCAAUACUAUAGACUGGGCUUAUAAAAAUGGAAUUAAAUAUGCAUUCACUUUUGAGCUGCGAGACAAUGGCACAUAUGGCUUCGAGCUGCCAGCUGAUCAAAUCAUCCCCACUGCCCUUGAGAUCUGGCUGGCCCUAGAAGUGAUCAUGGUGCACGUUAAGGAUCACCUGUACUAGAAAACCGCCUCUGAUGCUGAAGGACAGAAGGAUAUGCUUAGGAAAGCACUGCUUGUACUCACAAUCUCACUGUCUGUCAUCCAUUCAGUCAUGAGUUCUAUCAGAUGAUGGCAUCAAGGCAUAUUAUGUUCUAUUAUUGUGACGUGACCCCUGGUUAUCCCAGAACGU